CGGGAUGUGGAGCGUCUCGGCUCUGGCAAAACUGAGCAACUUCUUCCUUCAUUUCCUGGAAGGAGGAGCCAUACACGAAGCAGCAGAAACCCGCCGGCUACAGAGGGCUGCUAGCGGGCAAACGGCACCGUGAUUCCGACCGUUAAUUGGGAGUUAAGAGCCUAACUCGGAUGCCUCUAUGAUCCAGCUAACCGUACAGCGAGAUAUACAGAGUUCAGUUUGCACAAGAGGUGAGCCAUGGCUGAACCAAACUCCUCCCGCCCCCAAAGGAAGAUGUCCACCUCUGGGGAGAGUGUGUACAAGGUGCUAGGUCUGGAGAAAGGAGCAUCUGCAGAGGAAAUCAAGAAAGCGUACAGAAAACUAGCACUGAAGUACCACCCGGACAAGAACCCAGACAACCCAGAGGCAGCGGAGAAGUUUAAGGAGAUCAACAAUGCGAACUCAAUUUUAAAUGAUGAGAACAAGAGGAAGAUUUACGACGAAUAUGGCUCCAUGGGCCUUUAUGUGUCCGAACAGUUUGGAGAGGAGAGCGUCAAGUACUACUUUCUCAUGUCCAAAUGGUGGUUUAAGGGUCUGGUGCUGUGCUGUACAUUAUUCACUUGCUGCUGCUGUUGCUGCUGCUGCUGUUUCUGCUGCGGGAAGUGCAAACCUCCAGAUGACGAUGAAAACUACCAGUACGUCAACCCCGAAGACCUGGAGGCCCAGAUCAAAGCAGAUCAGGACGGAGGUAACACAGUAAUCAUAGGCCAGCCUACAUCUAAUCUGGGUCCAGAAACCCCAGAAGGAAAGAGCAUGCCCAUCCCCCUGCCUAUGCCAAUGCCGCCACCUGAGCCCCAGUCGCCAACUUCAGUCAACCCAGUAGUGGAAGAUAGACCUGGGGAGAGCGUACCAGAUUUAAAAUGACUUGAAAGUGAUGGUGUGGAUAAGCCUCAACUAGCAAAAGCAGGAAGCCUUCUGCGCCCCUCUUAUGACCCAGCCACAUCUGACUGCUGCCAGCGACCCAGAGAGAAACCAGCCCGCUGUCACCAGCCAACCCACAGUUCAGGCCUGAUCCACCCAGACCUACCCGAGCCACCAAACAAACCCUGCCAGGUGGGCACUGAAAUGCUCCCGGCUCCCUUCAUGGAACUUAAAAUACGGAGAAGUAUUCACGCAGAUUAACCUACUAGAUGCUACGAGCAUCAUGGAGGAUAAUUUCAGGCCAGCUAUUAAGACCACAAGCCAUCCUCUAACAAGUCUCCUCUCUUCUUCCACCUUCACACAUGUCCAGCCUGGGCUGGAUGUUACCUUGAUAGCAGUCCAGUUAUCCAGGGCUAGGCUUAAAGUCCAUCUCUUCUGGUCAUUCCAUUCUAACCAGUAAAGGUCUGACACUGGCCAGCAAAAUUGCAAAAAUGGGGACAUGAGGGCCGAAAAAAAAAAAAAGUCACGUAGAGGUGGCUUUGAUUGUUUACCUGCUAUCCAAACCGGGACUGGAACUUAUUACCUUUUUUUUUCCUGUCACAAUCUUAACCGCCUCCCAUCAUGUUGGACUCCAUUGGUCACCAGCAGGAGCACUUAUUUUCUGUUUUCCCUCGUUAACCUGCCUAGGAGUUGCCCUCUGAAGAAACCCAUACACGUUGGUGGUAAAUUCAUUGCCACUCUUUGUGUGUUUGGAUCAGUGGCAAGACAAGAACUACACAUUUCUUCUUCUUCGUGAACAAUCGCAUUUAGUUAAAUGUUGCAUUGUCGUCCUCUAAUGUCUCAAACUAGUCCCAUCGAUGGUUGUGUAAAAAAAAAAUCAAAAAUUAAAAUAACCUUCAGAGGCGGCAGGAAGUCUAACAGAUGCUUCACCGUGUAAAAAGUUUUCAAUCAGGACACUGUUACAUUUCAUUGCUUUAACAAUAAAUGUCUGAGCCUAAUCUUUGAGCUUCGAUCAGGAGUGGACUUGACGCUUCCACCCCGGCGCGCAUGCAACUUGUACGGCUGCAUGCCUCUUCUUGUACAGCACUGGAACUCACCUCAAACGACAAACAUGGGACAACUGCUGAGCUUGCAGACAUGCAAACUGUAAAUGAACACGAGCCCUUAUGACAUCAUGUGCCACCCUCAGCGGGGAAAAAAUAAAAAGUACCCCCCCAAUAAUAAUCUGCCGACUGAAAUGGACAAUUACAGAUGCCAUAGUCUUUUAACUAGAAAUAACUUUCUGUUAGAUUUACUUAUUUUUUUUAUAUAUAUAUAUAUUGUGCUUUUUUUUUUUAUUAUUAUUAUUAUUAUUUUUUUUUGUGUUGCAGUCAGAUUAUUCGGUAGACCAAAGCCGACAGCUUCAUGUAGCCCAGGCCGAUAGUUUCUAGAAAUGCCAUUUGCUCUGUAAGCCACGGUUCAGAUUGUCAAAGCUGUGUGUAUAUUAUGCAUUUCAGUCUAUGCACAGUGUCAGAUGGGUCUGUUGCCAUUUUUCUUUUUUUUAUUGUACCUCUUACAUUCAGAACUGCAGAAACCCUGAAAGUUACUUGAUCUAUGAACUCAGCUCCAGAUUCACUAAGACUAGAUUGCAGGGCGAUCUCUUGAUUUAAUUGCACCACUAUUACUUUCUAUUUGGGGAUGCUUUGGACAUUUAUUUGCAGCCUUUAAAAAGAGUAAUGAGCAAGCAAUCAACCAUCUUUACUGCAAAUUUCAGGCACUCGCCCUUUAACUGCAGGACUGAUCCAUUCAUUCCUGCAUCCUUACUGAUCUGUUCUUAGUUUCUGGGCAGGAAAGUCCUCCUUUAUGUACUAACCUGACCCUGGCAGCGCUGUACCUUCAAGAAUAAUUGCAGCAGUGACUAAAAAUACAAGCCCCAAAUGCACUCACUGUUGUCUGUUAUUUUGCAGAAUCACCCAGGAAUACUUUGUCCAAAGUAAUUCAAUGCAUGAGCACGAUUGAUUAAAUCUAACCUGAAGCAUUCGGCUCUCCUCUUCAUCUUCGCUCAUUGUGCACACUUGGCAUCGCUCUUCCUUCAUGCUUUAGUGAAUCUGGAUCAGUGUUUGUGUUGACACACCUUGAAUUGCACAAUAAAUACAGACACUACAGAGAUUUUUGGCUUCAUCAGUUUUAUACACCUUCUUUGAGUCAAGCGCACACUUUUCCUCUGUAUUGUUUUUGGUUUCAUGUUUGUUUGUUUUUUUCCUCUUUUAGAUUUUAGUCACAUUCUUUAAUUACAGUUGGCCAUUCAGUGUGUCUGCACCUUUAAAGCUGCAGCUAACAUUUAUUUAUUGCUUUUUGCUUGCAUUUAAUGUGAGAAAAUGGUAAGAAAUAUCCAACACUAAUUUCCAUUAUAGAUUAUUUCAUCCAAAAUCUGGAGGCAAAGACAAAGAAAAGCACAGUUGGCAAAUUGUUUCAGCUCUUAAUCUGGGACACCAGAGACUUGAGUCACUGCUAUCGUUGACAUGCUAAUGUCUGUGUUGUCCAGCUCAAAAUGUCAGUGGAUCUGCUCAUGACAAAGCUAAUUGCUUCUAGAUGGCAAAUGAUUUAAUUGCUUUCCCUACGGGUGAUUUGAUAGAUUUAAUGCCAUCUAAGGUUGAGACCUGAGGAUUACUAAUGAUGUAAUGUGAUUUUGGUGAGAGUUUGAGCUGCCAGCAUUUUCCAUGAAUCAUCCACUUUGCACUGAUUUAUUGACUUGUCUGAAACUGAUUUUCUUCCUUGACUCAAAAGCUGUAAUGGAAGACAGAUGAAGCCCAAUAAAUAAGCAAUUUACGUCAACAAAAGCUCAAAACACAGAACACAUUGUGUUAAGCAUUAUUCUGCUACAUCUCCAUGGAUGGAUGAAUAGAUGGCUUUGGGCGUCUUCUGAAAUGACAAACCUUUUUUCGUAAAGAAGUAGUUCAACAUUUUGGGGAAUCUGUUUUAAAAAUGUAUUUGCUUCAAUGCUUUCUUGCCAUCAGACUGUAACUAAAAGAUGGACAUCGCCACCUCAGCGUCAACCUUUGUGUUAAUGAAGGCUUGAACCGAGGGGUUUUUCUGUUUUUGCCAUUUUUAUGAUUUGAAACUGUGCAUGAUGAAUGAGGGGUGGGUCUGACUAAAAAACCAAUGACAUUGCACAAUCAUAGGUUAGCAACUUGUCAAUUACAAAGUAAAGCAGCCUCUGGUUUGUUAAUGAGGUCACCACUUACAAACUGGACCCAAAAUUAAUAUGUGGAACUAGCGAUCGAGGCCACGUGUUUAAUCUGUAAACUCACAGAUUAAAAGAGCGUAGAGCCAUUUCCUUUAGACGUCUAUACGGCGCCGUCUCGGAUGGCAGCCUGUCUAGCAUGCUCUCUACAGUUGAAAAUUACUUUGAGCAUAUACAUGACAAAAGAGUUUCCCUCGGGAUAAAGAAAGUUCUUAUUCUUAUACAGUUGUGAAACUGUUGGCCACUAAAUGAAUGAUGUGUUAAGGCCCUUCACUGGCUUAAUUUUGUUAGUGAUUUAAAAUGGUAUUGAUGAAACACGAAAUGCACAUUUCCCAAAAUGUUCAACUCUUCCUUUAGUAGUGCAUGCAUUUUAAAAUGGGGAUGUAACGAUUUUAAAAUUGUAAUUCGAAACAAAUUUAAAAUCAUAUACCAAUAUUAUUACUCUGUAAGUUUAUUUUGUUCUUAUUUAUUUGCCCCUCUCUACAAAAGAAAGGAAAAAGAAGAUAAGCAAAUAAAACCCCACUAAGCUCUUUUAAGGUCUUUUUUUUUUUUUUUUUUUUUUUUUUUUAAAAAGCGAUGACUCCUAAAUGGCCUCUUAUUUUUCUGAUGUUACUGAUACUUGGCUUUUUUUUUUACUGCUUAGUCUCUAAUUUAAAUAAAAAACGAUAUUUUACUCAUGUUAUUUUUAGGUUGUUUUAACAUUUUCAAACCUCAAGCAUUGUUUACUGACAUCAUGUGGAAGCUGUUCAGUUGUCAUGUGGAGCGUUACAGUCCUGUUUAGAGUACUAAUGCUAGUUGGUCUUUUUUUGUUUGUUUUUUUGUUUGUUUUUUUUGUAUCUGUGCUGGCCAAAACUAUAGUUGCAUCUAAAUUCGGCUUCUAAAACUCUUCUGUAUUACCCGGUGUGUUAUAAUAAAUGAAUGCAGAGCUACGUGUACGACCAUAUUGUGAAAAAACAAACCACCUUUGAUAAGUUUUUAUCAGUCACUUCAUAUCUGCUCUCUUUAUUCACAUAUCCGCUUGUUUCUGAGUGAAACCGUCUGCAGACUUGAAGGUCGUUUGAUUUCAUGUCAUAGUUGUUUUUAAUCCAUAAUAACAUCCAAAAGUGAAACGGAGCACUUCACUUUCAUUUAUUGCUACAUGAUUAGAGUUUAAGCAUGAUGGUGAGCACUCAAAGUCAUACUGUUUAGUUUUUUUAAACGCCAUAAAACAGCAAAAUGAUUUUUUUUUUUUUUAAGUUCUUACUUUUAGGCGACAUGUUUUAUGAAAGGAUUUAACAGAAUUGCUUACCCUGAUGUUUGACGCUAACAUGUCAGCAUGCACUGUUUGUGUGGUGUCCUCGGGAUUCCCAUAUACUUGUUUGCUAUUCACCUAGGGACCAUUUUUGACCCGAGGACACCACAAGGGGUACAACCACUGGCGUAUGCUUAAAAACAAUUAGCAUGGAGCUAAUUUCUUUUUGUGGAUAAGCUGAGUGGUUGAAAAAAAUGUUGCAUUCAUCUUUUUUAAGAAGAAGAAAUUUAAAAGAAAGUGAACAAAUUUAGAAGAAUUUGGAUAAGGACAUUUUUGGAUGAAACUGGGGAUUGACAAAUAGGAGAGCUGACUGUUGUGGUUCCCUGUGGACCACAUGUAAAAUUUAUUAUAGAAACCAAAUAAAACAACAGGAUUUUAUAACUUC
Molecule: messenger RNA, 5799 nt
Organism: Haplochromis burtoni (Burton's mouthbrooder)
Lineage: Eukaryota; Metazoa; Chordata; Actinopteri; Cichliformes; Cichlidae
Gene: dnajc5ga
Product: DnaJ (Hsp40) homolog, subfamily C, member 5 gamma a
Exons: 7
Coding region: 238-903 (221 amino acids)
Source: RefSeq, a predicted model, not a curated record